AUGGCACAAAAGCAAUUAUUCCUGCUGCCACCGGACUUGAUGGAGUCUCAAUUAUCCACGAUUGACCUCCUCACAGCCAUGUUCCCAUCUCCUGGAGAGAUCGACAUACCUGUGUCUACUACUCAAUGCAUUGAAAAGCUCCGCGACUGGUGCGAGAAUCCAUCUGCUGUCCCCUCCGGGAUUCCUUCAACCUUACACCUUGCAGUCUGUUUACCGAUUGCGGGGGGAGAAAAAACAAUACAGGUCAACAUAUCAAUACCGGUGCAAUCUGAUGCUCAGGACCUAGCACAGCCGCCGUCAUUGAGUUACUCAUUGCGCCAACCAGAUUGGAUGUCCAAAGCUGAGCUUGCCACGCUAGCCGCUGCAAUGCCCACAGAUGAUCUGUUUGAGGCCUUUGAAUACGUCCAGGAUGAAGCGCUGCGCUUCCUCGAGGCCCAGCGGGCUUCAAAGUCUGAAACUACCAAGAGUAGUUCCGGGCCGAUCGUCAGAGUCUGGUUCUAUUUCCCGUCCCUCUCAACGCGAGAAAAGCGGAACGAUCUGGUCAAUCACGCCCCUGACUAUUCCCUCACAGGCUUCGUGCUGGCGGGCAAGCCUGGUGUGUUGUGUCUAGAGGGGGUGUCGACGGACAUUGAUGCUUAUAUGAGCUUCAUUAAGACACACUCGUGGGGCGAUAUCCCCAGCCAUCAGAAAAAGGUCAGUGAGAGAUAUCGGGAGACAAAGGACGUUCAGAGAGUGUUCUCUGGGAUGGAGGAAAUCACAGAUUCCCUAGGGGAACGAAGUGGCCACAGAGCCAACCGGGGCGACAUGCAGGCAUUAGAGACAUGGCUACAGGCGCGAGGGUUGCAUGAAGCAUUUGACAAAGUGAUAUUUUGA
Molecule: messenger RNA, 873 nt
Organism: Aspergillus udagawae
Lineage: Eukaryota; Fungi; Ascomycota; Eurotiomycetes; Eurotiales; Aspergillaceae
Product: DUF1115 domain protein
Exons: 1
Coding region: 1-873 (290 amino acids)
Source: RefSeq, a predicted model, not a curated record